Molecule: messenger RNA, 5565 nt
Organism: Cylas formicarius (sweet potato weevil)
Lineage: Eukaryota; Metazoa; Arthropoda; Insecta; Coleoptera; Brentidae
Gene: pasha
Product: microprocessor complex subunit DGCR8
Exons: 3
Coding region: 334-2445 (703 amino acids)
Biological process (GO): primary miRNA processing
Cellular component (GO): microprocessor complex
Molecular function (GO): double-stranded RNA binding; heme binding; identical protein binding
Source: RefSeq, a predicted model, not a curated record
UUGAGUGAUACCAAAUAUAAAGGUUUUAAUGCAAGUAGUUUUAGGGGUGGAGUUGUACUUGAAUUUAUUGAAAACAAACUAAAAAGAACAUUCUCACAAAUAUAAUUAUAACACGGCAUUAGUUUUCUUUAAUAACAUUUCAAGGUUAUCUCUCUUAGACAAAGAGGAAUGACCUGGAACAUGAGCUAUCUAGCUAGCUUGUUUUCCUCGGUUCCCCUCUAAAGAAUAUUUCAAUUUUUAAUUUAAUAUUGUUGAAGUAUUCUUUUGAUUGUUACCGUGUGAAAACUUAAUCAUCGACAAUGAAGAGCAAUAAGUAUUAGGGAUAGAGAACUUAUGGAACUCAAGGAAGGUAUAAGUGGGUCAUUAGGGAGGACCAGUGUAACUACCAAAACCUUAAUUGAAAAUCGAACUGAUACCAUUGAAGAGAAAGAUUUCAGAACAGAUCCAUUAGUUGACCAAGCAAACCGCCGUAAUACAUAUAAUAGCCACCCUCCUUUAAUUAAUGAAGUCAUUAAAACUAGCAACAGGUCACAAAUGAUAUUUAAAAAAGAAAUAAAUAUUGUGCAAGGCUUUAAUCAUAUAAUAAAUAUGAGUGAACAGUGUCCAUUCAGAAAUGGCAAAUUAAGCAAGAAUUUGGAUCCUAGUUCCACAUCAAUUGAAGAUACUUUAAAAAGGAAUUUUUAUUCUGUAGAAAGUCCUGACAAAGAAAGUUUCCAUGAAAUCAACAUAGGAGAAUCUGAAGAAGGGAAUGCUGGUGAAAAUAGACUUAUAAAUGGAACAACUUCACAUCAAACCAACUUUCAAUCCAAUGCUUCUCAGACUGGGAAUGCACUGCAUCUCCCUUUGAAUUUAUCUAGAGGAUAUGAGAGCUUGAAAGAAAACAACACUAGCCGUAAUGAGGAAAAUCAAUAUUACAGCUAUGAAUCUGAUGAAUCAAUUGAGUAUGACUCUGAUAUUCCUGACGAGGAAGUUGAGAAAAUGUUGGAAGAAGCACUCAAUACAAAAAAACGGAAAGCAGGAGAAGCAGAACUGGAUGCCGAUAAUCCCAAAGUGCCAUUUGAGGAAAAAACUAAAAUAGUGUUGGUGGAAAAAGGACGAAAUCAUUUUGAUGUGCUUCCAGAAGGAUGGAUACAAGUGACUCAUAAUAGCGGGAUGCCAGUUUAUUUGCACAAAACUACAAGGGUGUGCACCUUGUCAAGACCAUAUUUCUUGGGGCCCGGCUCUGCCAGAAAGCAUCUAAUACCAGUAAAUGCAAUUCCUUGUUUGAAUUAUAAAAAAGCAUUGGAGAAUGAAAGGGAGCUACAAAAAGUUGAAGAAAAAAGGACAGACGAUACGAAACUACCCGAAAAUCUACCAAACGCAAGGAUAGAAACAGUCCAGGAAAAUAUAGAAACUCAAAAUUUAACUGCUGAAGCCUUAAGAAAUUAUUGUGAGAAUGUAUUUCAGUUCCAAUCAAUUAACGUUUUGCGGUUUAAAUCUUGGUCAGAGAGGCGAAAAUUUACCAAGAAAAGAAAACACGAAAGUCAACUUCAAAGACCAACUUUACCUGAUGGUACAAAACUUAUAACGUUCCCCAUUAAAGAUAUUGAUAAUAGCGAGAAAACUAACCCAAAUGCAAAGAAAGAAUGGAUCAUGAAUCCAAAUGGGAAAUCAUAUGUGUGUAUAUUGCAUGAGUAUGUUCAACAUGCUUUAAAAAAACAACCCACUUACCAAUUUACAGAACUGGAAAAUGCAGCGACUCCUUAUGCCGCAACUGUUAUUAUAAUGGAUAUGAGAUAUGGAGUUGGGUAUGGUACUAGUAAAAAACAAGCAAAAUCUGAAGCUGCGCGUGCUACUUUAGAAAUUUUGAUUCCUGAAAUGAAAUCAAAAAUAACUACUGACAAUCAGACAGGCCGGACAAGAAAAGAAAAAGAACAAGAUCUCUCGUUUUUUGACGAAAUCAGAGUGGAAGAUCCGCGCAUCGCCGAAUUCUGCGCGAAAACGACGGAACCUGCGCCUUACGACAUUCUGUUAACGUGUCUGCAGCGAAAUUUCGGCUUAGACGAUUUGAAAAUCCACUAUCAAGGCAACACGUCCAAACACCAAGGCAACGAGUUUACGAUGACCGUCGGCAAAUACACGACGACGGUAGCGUGCAAAAACAAGCGGGACGGCAAGCAAAGGGCUUCGCAGGCCAUUUUACAAGCCCUACAUCCCAGUAUAACUUCAUGGGGUUCACUUUUACGUUUAUACGGAAAUCACUCAGUGAAGAGUUUCAAGGAGAAGAAAAUGGAGGAACAAGAAAUUACUUCUUUACAGAGCAAGGCGGCAGUGAAUCAACCCAAUUUUGCCAUCCUCAACAAACUGAAAAUGGAAUUGGGUAAACUAAAUGAAAAGAGGAAAACGGUAAGACCAGUUGGGUUGGUGAACACUUCCGAGGGUGAAAUUAUUCUAGAGAAUGAUUAGAAAAUUAUGUAAGGGUGCUGUUUUGUCAUUCGCCAUUAAUUAAGUUACCCCCGCACUAAAAUUAAAAUUGCCUUGGCGUGUAUGUCCAGACUGAGUAGCAUUGUAGCAAAUAGAGUAGGUAAUUGACCAAAUGAGCUAUUUUACUCUUAGACAAAUAGGUUGUGUUUGUUUUUUUAAUUGUUGACAUGGUGCAAACGGUAAUUCUGUGCAAAUAUUCUAAAAAGUGUUUCUUGCAAAAAUGAAUUUAAUGAGAUGACAGGCGCUUCCGUCCGGUUCCUAAGAUUUUGUUUUCCUUAUUGAUUCAAUUUAUUAAGUAUUUUCGACAUUUUCAAGCCAUAAUGUUAGAGUUUUCGAUUAAAGCGACGAUGAGAAAAAUAUUGAGGUGCGCCAUUUAAAAUGCGCACGCGUGGUAAAUUGGAAUCUCGUUUUCAGCAAAUAAGAUCCAGCCACGUUCAACAACUAACAUGGCUGCUGACAGUUCGUCAAUUCCACAGUUUAGAUGUAGCAUUUUUACGGCAGUAUUUUCUCAAAAGAUGUUUAGAUUGAGUCUGUGGAAAUAAAUGUUUAGAAAGAAAAUGGCACACAAUGCAGAUUAGUGGCCGAAAUGUAAUAGCAUUUGCCCCAAAUAAUAUAUAAUUUUAAUAUUUAUUUCUGAAAAUGUUCGGCCCCCCCCCCCCCCAACUUUCUCUUAAGAGGCAGAGCAGACACUAUUCUACGAAAAAGACUAUAGUCUCUCUCAAUUGUGUUCAUUUUAGCUGUCUGUCAUAUAAAAUACGUCGGCCAUUAUGGAAAUUUUAAUCCAACAUUUUCUCGUGGCCGCUUUGCGUCUAUACCACAAAUACUUUUCAAGAUAGGGUCAAGUGCCCUUCCUAUUUAUCGACUCUGUACAGGUAUUUGCUUGGUUUUUUUUUGGAUUGCUAUAACCUUUUCGAAACAAUAAAGCUGGCAUACCGACAGGAUAGUCACGAGUAUGUUUUUUUUUCGGUAAACUUCAAUAUCACCCAGUAAACGUUGCAAAAUGUUUGAACAGAAUUGUUAACGUAGCAUAACAAAGCUUCUUCAGGUUCAAAUUACUAUAUCGUACGUUAUAGUUACGGAGGGCGUAAAAUAAGCCGACAUGCAUAACAAUGUGCGUCAAAAUUUCAGUCCCUACUUUUAUAUUAUUUCAAGUUUACGAUCUAGAUGGAGUGUCAAGAGUAUCUAGAUAGAUUUUUCUCUUUAAAACACCUAAAAAGGAAAAUGCCAAGGCAUUAUUACAAAUAUAACGGUCACACAUAUUUCAAAAAAUAUUUGUUUUAAUUAUGGGAACAUUUUUUAUCGAUGAGUUUUAGCAAAUUUUGAUCCCGGGGAUAGUUUAUACAUAAAAAAUAAAAAAUAAACCAAUUUACGAAAGCUUUUAAGCCCGUUUCUCACUUGGAAAAUUUGGGCAAUUAAAAUUGAUGUUGAUAGUUGUAUUACAUUCAUUCAAUACAAAUGAAUUACAACAGGCUAUCCAACUUUCAAUGAAAGAAGCUAUUCUUUUAUUCGAUCUAGUCAAUAACAAUUUUUGUUUAAUAUUUCAUAUUACAAAUGUCACUUUUGACAGGUGAAGGCAAAAUGAUAUGAUACGCGCUUUAUUGGUGAUACUGUAGAACUCGUAAUAAUUAUCGGGAUGAGACCGCACGCGUCUCCUUUUUUACGCCCUCCGUACUUAGAAUAUCUAUGGCACUUAAAAUUUAUUCAAUUGUACUAUUGCUUAGAGACUUAAGUUAGAAACAAAUUGUGUCACCCAAUUUUUUUCUCAAAAUGAGUCCGUCCUCGCAUUGUUUAUUUUAAAAUCUUUUUUAUGAUUAUUUUUGUCCUUCUAUUAAGGAUCCUGUCAACUUACCCUUUUUUUUGUCCGUGAUUUGCCUUUUUCGGCGUUCUUUUUGAGAAAAAUAUUUGAGGAAAGUAUAAUUAUCGGUAGCAAAUAAGUGUGGUGUUUUAGACUUUAUUAUCUGUUUGACUUGUGCUUCGAGUGGCAUCUUUUGGGUUUCCAGACCGGCCUUGACUUUGGGAUAAUCCGAAUAUCCCACAAAGCCUUCCGGAUCUCUCAGAGUCCCUAGCGAUCCCGAAUAGAUAACUUUUAAAUAAAAAAAUUAUUACAAUUAUUGUAAGAAAUAUAAAAUGCUGCGAGAUUCAAAUUAUUCUUAGGGGUCAGAAACGCAUGACAAUUGGUCGUGCCUUCAAAAAGUAUCAAUCGUGUACGACGGUCAUCAUUUGCCCAUCGUAAAGCAAGGUUGUAACGUAAUUUUAAUUAAAUGAAUUUUUGCAUUUUAUGAUAAAUUUUUGGUUACUUGCUACGUACUAAACCUAUUACAUAUUACUGAAGAGAAAUUUUCCAUGCGAAUUUGCUUUUGUUGGUCCGUUUCUGAUAUCAAAAUGAAUUUUGAGCUUCUCCAAUAAUAAAAGUUAAAAAAAGAAAACAAUGCGAAUUAAUCCAUUUGUAAACAAUGGGAUCCGCAAUCAGUGUUUGAAAAUUAUUUCAAAACUUUUGGGACCUUCGUAAAUGAUAUUAUGGGAAAGUUCUCUUUUAUAUACUUAUAUAAAUUCUUCGUUAACGAAAACUCUUUAGUUUUUAUUAACAUCGUACUAAAACACUGUUUAACAUUAGCAAAAUUCCAAUACGGUGCCUCAAAAUGAAGUAUUUCUUUACAAUAGGAAUCAAGAAAUGUGCAUAAGGAUUUUCUGCAUAAGCCCGUUCACCCUGUUGAACUACGAUAUCAAAAUUUAACUUGUUUUGAGACAUCCCUUUUUGGAGUGUUCGACAAUUUUGGUAAAAUAAAAUGUUUUUUUUUUAGGAAUUUAGUUAUAUAUAGGCUUUUAUUUAAGUUGAUAUCAACCAAAAAUUAAUUAUUAUACAUGUGUGGUGAAAUUGAACUGAUAUGUAUUUAUUGUUACUUUUUAUAAUUAAUAUUUAUUAUGUGAUUUUUGAUUGCGUCUCGCAAUUUUAAUUAUGAUUUUUAACGUGUGAAAAACCAAUUAAAGAAGAGCAAUUAAAUCAAUAAAAACAAUGUUUCAAACUUAUUUCAAUUAUGUUUUACUUGCACCGUGGGUUAAAAUUGGUUAAAAAUAUAUGUUCGCACCUGCAUUUAUAUUAAA